AAGUAUCUCUAUUUCAAGAUGGGCAGUAAGGAGCGAUAUCACUGGCAAACACAAAAUGUAAAGGUCAGUGGGGUGGAUGACAUGGUCCUCCUCUCCAAGAUCAGUGAAGAUGCCAUCACAGACAACCUCAAGAAAAGAUAUAUGGAUGACUUCAUUUUUACAUAUAUAGGACCUGUGCUGAUCUCUGUAAAUCCUUUCAAACAGUUGUCAUAUUUUUCUGACCGGGAAGUGGAGCUCUAUCAGGGAGCUGCUCAAUAUGAGAAUCCACCACACAUUUAUGCUUUGGCUGAUAACAUGUACCGUAAUAUGAUGAUCGAUGUGGAAAACCAAUGUGUCAUCAUUAGUGGAGAGAGUGGAGCAGGAAAGACUGUGGCAGCCAAGUACAUUAUGAGCUACAUUUCCAAAGUUUCAGGAGGUGGGCCAAAAGUUCAGCAUGUUAAAGAUAUCAUCCUCCAGUCAAACCCCCUACUGGAGGCUUUUGGGAAUGCCAAGACAGUGCGCAAUAACAACUCUAGUCGCUUUGGAAAAUAUUUUGAGAUCCAGUUCAGCCGGGGAGGGGAACCUGAUGGAGGAAAAAUUUCUAACUUCCUGUUGGAGAAAUCAAGGGUUGUGUCUCAAAACCAAGGAGAGAGAAAUUUCCAUAUAUACUACCAGCUCUUAGCAGGUGCAAGUAAAGAGCAGAGAGAGAAUUUGGGAAUUACCACUGCAGACUACUACUUCUACAUGAACCAGUCUGGUACCUACACUGUGGAUGACAUGAAUGACAAGAAGGAGUUCUCUGACACCAUGGAGGCUAUGUCAGUCAUUGGUUUGUCUUUGGAAGAACAAGAUGCAGUGCUACAGAUUGUGGCUGGCAUUCUUCAUCUGGGCAACAUCACUUUCAGAGAGGAAGGCAACUAUGCUGUGGUGGAGAGUGAAGACUUUCUCGCCUUCCCAUCCUAUCUGCUGGGUAUAUCUCAGGACGGCUUGAAGAAGAAACUGACAAGUCGGGUUAUGGACAGUAAAUGGGGAGGCAAGACUGAAAGCAUUUCUGUUACACUGAACACUGAGCAAGCCAGCUUUUCAAGGGAUGCCCUGUCCAAGGCACUCUAUGCCCGACUCUUUGACUACCUCGUAGACUCGAUAAACAAGGCCAUGCAGAAGGACCAUGAGGAAUUCAACAUUGGAGUGCUGGACAUUUAUGGCUUUGAAAUCUUCCAGCAAAAUGGAUUUGAGCAGUUCUGCAUUAACUUUGUGAAUGAGAAGCUCCAGCAGAUCUUCAUUGAGCUCACCCUGAAGGCUGAGCAGGAAGAGUAUGUGCAGGAAGGAAUUAAAUGGACACCUAUUGAGUAUUUUAACAACAAAGUUGUAUGUGACUUGAUGGAGUCCAAAAUGAACCCUGUGGGUAUUAUGAGCAUCCUGGAUGAUGUGUGUGCUACCAUGCACGCCAAGGGUGAGGGUGCAGACCAGACUCUGCUUCAGAAACUGCAAGCACAGGUCGGCACUCAUGAACACUUCAAUAGCUGGAAUAAGGGCUUCAUAGUGCACCACUAUGCAGGCAAGGUUUCAUAUAUUGUUAAUGGAUUCUGUGAGAGGAACAGAGAUGUGCUUUUCAAUGACAUCAUAGAACUGAUGCAAAGCAGUGAAUUUGCCUUCAUCCGAAGCCUCUUCCCAGAGAAUCUUGAAGCUGAGAAAAAGGGCCGUCCCACAACCGCAGGUGCCAAGAUCAAGAAACAAGCUAAUAACCUGGUGCAGACACUGAUGAAAUGCACCCCCCACUAUAUUCGCUGUAUUAAACCCAACGAGACCAAAAAGCCCCGGGACUGGGAGGAGAGCCGUGUCAAGCACCAGGUGGAAUACCUGGGCCUGCGUGAGAAUAUCCGCGUGCGCCGGGCUGGAUACGCCUUCCGCCGUGUCUUCAAGAAGUUCUUACAGAGAUAUGCAAUCCUGACUAAAGAGACGUGGCCACAGUGGAGUGGAGAUGAGAAGCAAGGUGUCCUGCACCUGCUGAAAUCUGUCAACAUGGACCCAGAUCAGUACCAGCUGGGCAAAAGCAAAAUAUUCAUCAAGGCCCCAGAAUCACUGUUCCUUCUGGAAGAGAUGAGAGAGAGAAAGUAUAAUGGGUACGCCCGGGUCAUCCAGCAAGCCUGGCGCAAGCACGUUGCUGUUCGCAAAUACGUUCGCAUGCGAGAGGAGGCAUCUGACGUAUUGUUCAAUAAGAAGGAACGGCGGAAAAACAGCCUGAACCGGAACUUCAUGGGUGACUACAUUGGCACAGACAAUCGCCCUGAGAUCCGGCAAUUUGUGGGUCGCAGGGAGAGGAUUGAAUUUGCUGAUGUUGUGGUCAAAUAUGAUCGCAGAUUUAAGACUGUCAAGCGUGAUCUCAUCUUGACCUCCAAGUUUCUUUAUCUGAUUGGCCGGGAGAAGGUGAAGCAGGGGCCUGAGAAGGGCCAGAUUCGAGAGGUCAUCAAAAGGCAAAUUGAGCUGGAGAAGAUUCAGUCUGUCUCUCUGAGUACGCUCCAGGAUGACUUCUUCAUUGUUCAUGAGGAGCGCUACGACAGCGUGCUGGAGUCCGUCUUUAAAACGGAGUUCCUGAGUUUGCUCUACAAACGUUAUGAGGAGAAGACUCGGAGGAAGCUGGCCCUGAAAUUCAACAACCUACUUGAAUUUAAGGUGAAGAAGGAAGGUUGGGGCCCAUUUGCAUCUGCCGGCUCUCGGCAGAUCCAGUUCCAGACAGGCCAGGGAGAUAAUGUGGUCCUCAAGCCAAGUGGCAAGACCCUUAUUGUUGGUAUUGGACCUGGCCUUCCAAGGAAUUCUAGGCCCACUCGCCUAGACAAGCGAAAGAGCAGAUUCAUAGGAAAUCCACAUCAGGGCCGUGACAAGUAUUUAUGCGAGCCCUCCAGGAGUGCAGGUCGAGGAGUAGCUGACAAGGGCCGUCAUGCCUCCUCUAGGGGCUCUUUGCUUCGUCAGCAGUCCAGUAUGGAUCAACCCAUCCUACCCCGCCAACAUGGAUCUCGCCCAAGUCAAAACCGGAAUCCAGUUAACACUGACAUAAGUUUCAUGAAUGUGCCUGACCAGGGUGUAUCAGGCCUUCAUCGACGACUUUCAAAAGAGGUUAAACCCAUUCCAGGAGCAGGGCUCCCAAAACCAGCCCCCAGACCCAAGCCUCGAUCCCCACAGUGCCGUGCCCUCUAUGCAUAUGAUGCCCAGGACACUGAUGAGCUCAGCUUCAAUGCUGAGGACAUCAUAGAGAUCUUAAAUGAAGACACUUCAGGCUGGUGGUGUGGCCGUCUACGGGGAAGAGAAGGCAUGUUUCCUGGCAACUAUGUGGAAAAGAUUUAGAUCAGUAUGCUAAUAGAAAAACAAUCAAUUAAGCAAGCACAGCAAAGAUCAAAAAUAAGUCCAACAGUAUUAGGUAGAAUCACUAGA
Messenger RNA from Electrophorus electricus (electric eel), 3408 nucleotides. RefSeq names its product myosin IEb (gene myo1eb). The record is from RefSeq and is a predicted model, not a curated record. Gene Ontology annotation, cellular component: cytoplasm; microvillus; myosin complex. Gene Ontology annotation, molecular function: ATP binding; microfilament motor activity; actin filament binding. Gene Ontology annotation, biological process: actin filament organization; endocytosis. NCBI's taxonomy places the organism in Eukaryota, Metazoa, Chordata, Actinopteri, Gymnotiformes, Gymnotidae.